This is a messenger RNA of Nyctereutes procyonoides (raccoon dog), 6573 nucleotides long. It is a transcript of the gene STRN4, whose product is annotated as striatin 4. The record is from RefSeq and is a predicted model, not a curated record. The transcript is spliced from 17 exons. Gene Ontology annotation, molecular function: armadillo repeat domain binding; calmodulin binding; protein-containing complex binding. Gene Ontology annotation, cellular component: dendrite. Lineage: Eukaryota; Metazoa; Chordata; Mammalia; Carnivora; Canidae. The coding region runs from base 3371 to 5293 and encodes 640 amino acids.
GCAGAGGGAGAAGCAGGCUCCAUGCACCGGGAGCCCGACGUGGGAUUCGAUCCUGGGUCUCCAGGAUCGCGCCCUGGGCCAAAGGCAGGCGCCAAACCGCUGCGCCACCCAGGGAUCCCAGGCUUUCAGCUUCUUUCCAGCUUUUCCCCCAUCAGAAAUGGCUGCAGUGAAUAUCUUUAUAUUCCCAUGUGGGUAUAAAGCAGAAUAGGUGGGUGGAAUGGUAGAAAGCUAUGUUAUAAAAUGGUGAUUGGUUCUGCCACGUUGCCCCACAGUUCCACACACUCCCAUCAGCGGCACCUCUUUUUACACGCCUUUGCCCGAACACUUACUACUUACAGAGGUGUGACUUCUCUUGUGAGACCCUUGAAGGCUGGGUCUGUGUCAGACUUUUGUGAGGAACCCUGAAUACCUUUUCUCCAAAUAGCUGAGUAUAGCUCUUCUUGGCACAGGACCAGCUGUGCAGUCAAUGCUCCCAGUGAGUGUGUGUGUCGGGGGGAUGGUAGAAAAGGCAGCUUCUUGUGAGGUUCUGCCAAGAGGUACCCAGAGAUCGGAGCAGGGAGGUGGUAUAGAUGCCGUCUAACACCAGCAGGACUUUUGUCAGGUGCCGGAUCCUGAGAAGCCCGCAGUGUGGUUUCUGCCCUUCGGAGACCUCCAGGCUAACAGAGGAGGCUAGUUUGCACCAGAGGCUGCAGAGAACUGUGCACGCUCGCCCGCACAUGGGGUUAUUUGACUGUGUGGCUCUGCUCGAAGCACAGUGAUCACUUUAAGAAAGCAUAAGGGAUGCCUGGGUGGCUCAGCGGUUGACCGUCUAUCUGCCUUUGGCUCAGGAUGUGAUCCUGAGAUCCAGGAUCGAGUCCCAUGUCGGGCUCCCUGCAGGGAGCCUGCUUCUCCCUCUGCUUUGUGUCUCUGCCUCUGUGUCUCUCAUGAAUAAAUAAAUCAAUCUUAAAAAAAAAAAAGAAAGAAUAAGAUUUUUUUAAACAGAAUAUAAGUUAAAGUCAUAAAUAUUUCCGAUUUUAUAGAUAUGUAUGUUACAAAUUUAAGGUAAAUGAACACGGGACAAGCACAAAAGAUCACGUACAAACCCUAUAGAGUUUAUAGAUCUCUGGCGCUUCUGGGGAGGGAAGCUCCCUGAGGACAGGAGGAAUGUCUCAGGGGAAUCUCAACUGGACAUUCAUAUAGGAGCAGCGAUAUGGAGAUGUGAGCAUGGUGGCGGCAGAGAAGGUGUGGAACUGGCCCCUCCCCCACUGCCAGCCUCACUAGCGGCUCUGAGGGAUCCAGUGGGGAGUCAUCCCUGCCAGGAGCCUCUGGCCCUGGGGCAGGAAGAGUGUAGGAGUUACAGGGAUAGGUGGGUCCAGAAGGGAAACAGACAGGACUAGGGGCUGGCACAGAAAGGUCAGCAGCAGGAUACAGAGAAGCAUCCACUCCUGGGAGGACUGAGAUGCUAAGGCUUCUUGGAAAGGCUUUGCAGUGCCGCCUGGCCGGGGAGAUGGAACAGCCGCAGGAGAGGCGGCAGCCGUGUCUGUGCACAGUUCUGGGGGUGUGUGUGUUCUAACAGUCUGGCCAGAGGGAGUGGCGAUGGGUGGAUAUGGGGGGUAGAGAACUUCCAGAUCCUGGGCUUACCUGCCAGCCCACCAUGGCACUACUAGAUCAGGCAGUGGGGCUGCUGGCAUUUUCGGAGGUAGGAGGAACUGGCCGCCAACACUUCCCCUUCCAGUGGGAUUCCACCAAGUUGGUUCACUUCAACCAUGUUUCUGGUUCUCUCUUUUCCCUUCUUUGCCAGGGGAGCUGGAAAGGGGACAACAGAGCAGAGUAUGCUGAGCCAGGUUCUUGCACCACAAUUAUUAGGAGAAGGGAGAUCGGGGCUUGCGUGGUGAUAGCAAGGAGAUAAAGGGGCCAGGCUGAACAAGUGUGAGGGCCUGGUAUGUUCUUGACUUCCCUUUCUUCUCCACGCAGACGGAGUCACCAGUGUUAUCAGUUCUGCUUCCUUAUUACCUCAGAUCCACCAACCCAGCACUCCUUCCUAGUCUGGGCUACUGUCAUUUCUUCUCAGGAUUUCUGGGACCGCCUUCUGUGACUGACAGGUCUUUAGCUUUUUGGGCAUGCGGUGUCCCCCCGACACCCCAGCCAUCAGUUCUCCACAGUAUAACUGGAAUUGUCUUUGUAGCAGGCACCGAUUACGUCUCUCCUUUGCUUAAAACCCUUCUGUGGCUUCCCCUUUGCUCGUAGGACAAUUCUCAAACUCUAACCUGACCUGCGGUCCUUUCUCGGGCCUACAAUCCUCUCUGCCUUUCCUCACUAACCCUGUUACACGUUCUCAUGCCACUGUUCUGGCCUUUUUAGCAUUCCUUAAGCCUGCCACACAGCUCUUGUCUCUGUCCUCUGCCAGCAGCACACUCCACUCCCCUGGCCAACUUCUAACAGCCUUCAGGUCUUGGCUGAACUGUGCUUCUUACCUCCAGGAGUGGGUUGGUUGUCCCUCCCAUAACAUCCUUUGUUCCCUCACCGUGCCUCAUCACACCAUGUGUUGGUUGUUGAUGUCCCUGCCUGUCCUGUGAUGUACUGAGAGCUUGGGGGGUGGGGGGGAGCAGGAACCAUUCAUCUUCUCCAUUACGCUGCCAGUGCCUCAUGCAGGACCUGGCUGUCACAGGCAGUCACUAGUGCUGGAUACUGAAUGAACGUAGGCGUUCAGCAGGAUGUACCUGUGCUGGCAAGUAGAAGGCUCAAUAUGGAAGCCCCAGAGGAUAGCGAGAACAGUGAGGAGGUGACUUGGGGCUUAGGUUUGGUGGUUGGCUUUUUCUUCCCUACCUCUCUCCCCACCUUCUAUUUUUUUUAAAAGAUUUUAUUUAUUUAUUCAUGAAAGACACAGAGAAGGAGAGAGAGAGAGAGGCAGAGACACGGGCAGAGGGAGAAGCAAGCUCCAUAUAGGGAGCGUGUCAUGGGACUCAAUCCCGGGUCUCCAGGAUCAGACUCUGGGAUGAAGGUGGCACUAAACACUGAGCCACCGGGGCUGCCCCUAUUUUUCUUUUUUUUAAGAUUUUAUUUAUUCAUGAGAGACAUUUAGGGAGAGAGGCAGAGACAUAGGCAGAGGGAGAAGCAGGCUCUAUGCAAGGAUCCCGAUGUGGAACUCAGUCCUGGGACUCCGGGAUCACGCCAUGAGCCGAAGGCAGACGCUCAACCACUGAGCCACCCAGGCAUCCCUCUCCUCGCCUUCUAAAGUGACUGGACAGGGCAGAUUUGGAUGGCUGAGAAGAUACCCAAAGGACAGAGAUUCAGACUUCCAAGAUGAUGACCACGUGCUCAGGUGGCCUUCCUCCAGGGAGAAAGGAAAGGGCAAGAGAAUCUCAAGACAGACCUGGUACGGCGGAUCAAGAUGUUGGAAUAUGCACUGAAACAGGAGAGGGCCAAAUAUCAUAAAUUGAAGUUUGGAACAGACCUGAACCAAGGGGAGAAGAAACCAGAAUUGGCAGAACAAGUCUCCAAUGGCCCUGUGGAGUCGGUCACCCUGGAGAACAGCCCGCUGGUGUGGAAGGAGGGGCGGCAGCUUCUCCGACAGUACCUGGAAGAGGUGGGCUACACGGACACCAUCCUGGAUAUGCGGUCCAAACGCGUGCGCUCCCUACUGGGCCGCUCAUUGGAGCUCAACGGGGCUGUGGAGCCCAGUGAAGGGGGCCCCAGGGCCACACCAGGCCCCGGGGGCCUCAGUGGCGGUGAAUCCCUGCUGGUGAAACAGAUUGAAGAGCAGAUCAAGAGGAAUGCAGCAGGCAAAGAUGGCAAAGAACGCCUGAGUGGUUCGGUGCUGGAGCAGAUCCCCUUCCUGCAGAAUUGUGAGGACGAGGACAGUGAUGAGGACGAUGAGCUGGACAGCGUACAGCACAAGAAGCAGCGUGUGAAGCUUCCCUCCAAAGCCCUAGUGCCCGAGAUGGAGGACGAGGACGAGGAGGAUGACUCUGAGGAUGCCAUCAAUGAGUUCGAUUUCUUGGGCUCAGGAGAGGAGGGGGAGGGCUCCCCAGACCCUCGACGGUGCACGGGAGAGGGGACCCACCAUGAGCUGGAAAGCCGGCGGGUCAAACUCCAAGGCAUUUUGGCCGACCUUCGGGAUGUGGAUGGGCUGCCCCCUAAAGUGACUGGUCCCCCUCCUGGCACACCCCAGCCCCGGCCACACGAAGGUUCCUUUGGCUUCUCCUCAGACGUUUUCAUCAUGGACACUAUCGGGGGCGGGGAGGUGAGCCUGGGGGACUUGGCAGAUCUCACCGUCACCAACGACAACGACCUCAGCUGUGAUCUCUCUGACAGCAAAGAUGCCUUUAAGAAGACAUGGAACCCCAAGUUCACUCUCCGCUCACACUACGACGGCGUGCGCUCCCUGGCUUUCCACCACAGCCAGUCUGCCUUGCUCACCGCCUCUGAAGAUGGCACACUGAAGCUCUGGAACCUACAGAAGGCUGUCACAGCCAAGAAGAAUGCUGCACUAGAUGUGGAACCUAUCCAUGCCUUCCGGGCUCACAGGGGUCCUGUAUUGGCAGUAGCCAUGGGCAGCAAUAGCGAAUGCUGUUACAGUGGUGGGGCAGAUGCCCGCAUCCACAGCUGGAAGAUUCCGGACCUCAACAUGGACCCCUAUGACGGUUAUGACCCGAGCGUGCUGAGCCAUGUCCUGGAGGGCCAUGGGGAUGCUGUAUGGGGCCUAGCCUUCAGUCCCGCCUCCCAGCGCCUGGCCUCCUGCUCUGCCGAUGGCACCAUCCGUAUCUGGGAUCCCAGCAGCAGCCCAGCCUGCCUCUGUACCUUCCUCACAGCCAGCGAUCAUGGGAUCCCCACCUCAGUGGCCUUUACCAGCACCGAGCCUGCCCACAUUGUGGCCUCCUUCCGCUCUGGCGACACUGUCUUAUAUGACCUGGAGGCUGGCAGUGCCCUCCUCUCGCUGGAAUCCCGGGGGAGCAGCGGCCCAACCCAGAUCAACCAGGUGGUGAGUCACCCAAACCAGCCCCUCACCAUCACUGCCCACGACGACAGAGGCAUCCGCUUCCUGGACAGCCGGACAGGGAAAUCUGUGCACUCCAUGGUUGCCCACCUGGACGCGGUCACCUGCCUUGCCGUGGACCCCAACGGCGUGUUCCUGAUGUCGGGAAGUCACGACUGUUCCCUGCGUCUGUGGAGCCUGGACAAUAAAACAUGUGUGCAGGAGAUCACAGCCCACCGCAAGAAGCAUGAAGAGGCUAUUCACGCUGUCGCGUGCCACCCCAGCAAGGCCCUCAUCGCCAGUGCGGGCGCCGAUGCCCUGGCCAAGGUCUUUGUAUGAUGCCCACCUGGCCCCACCCUGGCCGCUACGCCGGCUGGGGAGUGGGGCCGGGCAGGUGGGACUGAGGUGAGAGGCUGGGCAGGAGGCUUGGUCUGGGAGGGCAGAAACUCCUUGCAUCCUUACCCCUAGUGAGACCUCAGACACAUCUCUUUACCUGGCACUCCUAGAGGGUGCCACGUCCUGGUAGCCGGGGUUACCUUAUGAGAAUCAUCAAGGUAGCUCCUGGGCAUCAAGAGAGGGGGCCGAGGUAGCCUUCCCUCUUGUACCUGGGGUGUCAUGCCCCAGUCUUCCUUCCCUUCUGUCUACUCAGGUGACUCCCAGCCUCAGUCUGGAGGUCCGGAGGCCUGGCUCUUCCCGCCUGCCUGGGAACCUGGUGGUGCUAACGGCCCUUUCCCCAGGAGGCCAUCCCCCAUGGCCGUCCCUUCCCCAAGCAUCCGCCUGGGGAGCAGCCUCCUUCAGGAAUCACCCUCUGGGAUGGCCUUGGGGAGCUUCCUCUCUGUGCCCCGACGCCCAGUCCUGCUUUCUGAGCUGCCUUCUUGGGUGCAGCACAGCCGGGGCUGGGUGUCCUUGGGGAUCAGCUUUUCCAAGACGCCAGAUGGUGCCAGGUUCUCUCUUUGAACCCCCAACCCCCCUUCUCCCAUCUUCCCAAACCUGAGUGGCAGCUGUGCUGGGAGGAGCUCCAGGUGCCCCUGCUCUGUGGUUGACCCCCUGGGAAGCUGUGGAGCCAGCUGGACCCCGGGCUGUCCUCAGGCAGAGUGCCCGGCCUGGCCCACCCCAGAAGCACUCCCACCACCCUCCCCUCCAGUUCCCUCAACACAGCUUUCCAGACACUACCCAGCACCUCCAGGGCCAGUAACCCCCCGGGGAGCAGGUGAUGCCCUCAGGGGAGGUGCCCACCCCUACCUCCCCCACCGCUCUCAGCACUCCUUCCAGGGGCAGCCCCCCAGCCCCCACGGGGUCACCCAUGGGGAGAGAUGCCCCUCGUUUGCCCCUCUCUGGGGCAUGGAGGCUGGAGGGGGUCCCCCACAACUCCCUGUAUAUCUGUAUAAAUAAAUGGGAUGUUAAUGGAGCCCUGCCCCCCCCCCAUGUCGUUAUCACUGUGUGAUAGUCUGUGUCUCCUUUCCUGGUCCUCCACUCUCUUCCUCUAUUUAUUUCACUCUCUUUUUUUGGGUCCCGCCCUGAGUCCUCAGGCCCCCUUCCAGGUUCCUGUUUAUAAGCCCCCUCCCCUCUGCCCUGGACUUGGAUGUGAAACUUGUCUCAAUAAACCCUUUGGAGUAAGA